Messenger RNA from Ostrinia nubilalis (European corn borer), 1213 nucleotides. It is a transcript of the gene Tcs3, whose product is annotated as probable tRNA N6-adenosine threonylcarbamoyltransferase. Bases 81 to 1085 code for a protein of 334 amino acids. Gene Ontology annotation, biological process: tRNA threonylcarbamoyladenosine modification. The transcript is spliced from 6 exons. Gene Ontology annotation, cellular component: EKC/KEOPS complex; cytoplasm. The record is from RefSeq and is a predicted model, not a curated record. NCBI's taxonomy places the organism in Eukaryota, Metazoa, Arthropoda, Insecta, Lepidoptera, Crambidae.
UUUGUGCGAGUUAUGAAGAAAAAAACCUGCAUUGUUAUUUUUCAUUAAUCUUUCUUUUCUGCUAUAAUUAUUUAUUGAAGAUGGUUGUGGCUAUAGGCUUCGAAGGAAGCGCUAACAAGCUUGGCGUCGGAAUCGUCAAAGACGGCGAAAUUUUGGCUAACUGCCGGAGAACAUACAUCACACCGCCCGGAGAAGGUUUCCUACCGCGUGAAACAGCUGAACAUCACCAGGCAAACAUCCAUGAGGUCCUGCAGGUGGCUCUGGACCAGUCGGGCGUCAGUCCCGCGGACAUUGACGUGGUCUGUUACACUAAGGGACCGGGAAUGGGCGCACCGCUGAUGGUCGGUGCUAUAGUCGCGAGAACAUGCGCCAAAUUGUGGAACAAACCUAUCAUGGGAGUCAACCACUGCAUUGGACACAUAGAAAUGGGGCGGCUCAUAACCAAAGCAAACAACCCAACAGUAUUGUAUGUGAGUGGAGGAAACACUCAAGUUAUAGCGUACUCCAGGAAAAGAUACCGAAUAUUUGGAGAGACUAUCGACAUAGCUGUAGGGAACUGCUUGGAUAGAUUUGCAAGAGUAUUAAAAUUAUCAAAUGAACCAAGCCCAGGGUAUAAUAUUGAACAGGCAGCUAAAUUAGGAAAAAAAUAUUUACACCUUCCCUAUAGUGUAAAAGGUAUGGAUGUAAGCUUCUCAGGUAUUCUGUCAUACAUGGAGGACAAAAUAGAUGAACUCCUAAAGGAGUACACUCCUGAAGACCUCUGCUAUUCACUUCAGGAGACAGUGUUUGCUAUGUUGGUGGAGAUCACGGAGAGAGCCAUGGCCCACUGUGGAUCUAAUGAGGUUCUCAUAGUCGGCGGAGUCGGCUGCAACGAGCGCUUACAAGAGAUGAUGGGCAUUAUGUGCGCUGAACGAGGCAGCACUCUGUUCGCGACAGACGAACGCUUCUGCAUAGACAACGGAGUGAUGAUUGCGUACGCCGGAGCGCUGGCGCAUGCGUCGGGAACGCGUAUGCCAAUGAGUGAAGCCACGAUCACGCAGCGAUUCCGUACCGACGACGUUCUUGUUACGUGGAGGGACGAUUAGAUUCUAGGGGCCAUAUAUUUAUUUAACUGUAUUGAUGUCUAGUAUUAAGUGUACUUUUCAUGUUAUUGUGUAAAUGUUUAGAAUUUAAGCUAUUUUUAUUGUAUUUGAAAUACAGCAUUUGGAAUGCA